AUGUUCUUUUUGCACUGUGAGAUCCUUAACUUCGAAUCCCAGGGAAGCGAUAAUCCAAGGGUGGUGCAGCUGACAACGUCAUUCAAUGCCGAUCAGAAACACAAUCUCGCGUCGACGUGUACUUACGCCAACUCGUCAGUUCCGCAUGCUUUGUCAAGAAACACUUCUAGAAAGAGCAAAACAAACCGCAGUAAGGUAUGCGGGCUGGCGACGCCGAGUAGCUCAGCUUCCGUUCCUUCGCCAGGGACCACGGAUUUGGAAUUAACCAAGUCCGGGACUGGCUUUAAAGAUUCUACUCAUUGGACCUUCGUUUUGGAAGGUGCAUUAGAUAUUAAUGGCCAUGAUAUUUCAACAUAUGCGAUUCAAUCGGAGGCUGCAUUUGAGCGGGAUUCGCCUGCUGCCAUCCGAAAUGUGCUUCUCUUUGAGGGAUGUGAUCAUGCCACUGACCAAGAAAUUCUCGAUUCGAUGCCUUCCAAGGUGGAAUGCGACCGUUUAGUCGCACUCUACUUCCGAACUCAGGAAUAUAGAUCUGUGAUACACCCGACUGAGUUUUUGAAAAGGUAUAAUGCAUUUUGGGAGAACCCUAGCGCUGCGACUGUCUCUUGGCUCGGCCUUUUGUACAGUAUAUUCUGCUUCUCUAUUCAUGAUGGCGGCCCCUCAGCACUCCAGGAUACCUCUUCAUAUGUUUCGUCGCCUGCAACCUCGAAUAAGAUUUUGAAUUACCGAGAAAAGAUUGUACAAUGUCUGGUUCGAGGUCAGUUUGCUAAGGGGGGUCCCGACAUCAUGGAAACUUUGGUUCACUACUUGUUGAUUGAGAGCCACGCGAACAAAGAGUCCAACAUCGAGGUAUGGCUCUUGAUGGGUAACAUUGUCCAAAUAGCUAUUAGAAUGGGCUACCAUCGAGACCCGGGCAACUUCAAGUCCCUAUCCCCCUACGAAGGCGAGAUGAGGCGCCGCAUGUGGGCUAUUAUAUACUCGCUUGACGUAGGAUUCGCAAUGCAGAUGGGUCUUCCGAGCAGCAUUAAGACCUCCAUCAGUGACACACUACCGCCCCGGAACCUUCAGGAUCGGGACUUUGAUGCCAGGUCAAUUGACCUUCCACCAGCAAGACCCAUGGACGAGCUUACCUCAAGCACCGUGAUUCUCUCGAAACUUCAUGUGGCUACCAGCUUAGGCGUCAUAUCAGAUAUGAUUUGUAGUCCGAAUCCGCUAUCACAUGAGGACCUCAAUGCGGCCAAUUCGAUGCUGGACUUGAUGUAUGCCACCAUUCCCGAGCCUUGCAAGUUGCGACCCGUCUUUGAAUCCCUGUUGGAUCCUCCAAGUGUCGUGUUCCAGCGUAUGAACGUUCAUAUGCAUUAUCAAAGAUCCCGGAUCUUGAUUAAUUGGAAAUUCCUCAAAAGCUCGAGGGAUACCACUCAGACCGAAAAAUCCUGGAGUAUCGUGAUCGAUGCAUCCUCAGAGAUCAUGCGACUACAGCACCGCAUGGCAGAAGAAUCUCAAGUCUUGGACGCAUUUUGCCCUCCUGGUAUGGUUGACUCCUGCUUCAUGAAUAACGGGUACUUCUUAGCCGCAAGUAUCAUAUGCUUUUUGGUUCGGCAUCGCCAGAAUAUGCUCCCACAGGAGUAUCUUUCCAAAGUGCGGACACUUCUUGAGAAGAGCUUGGCUAUCUGGAGCCGCAAACUCGACUUGUCGGGAGAAGAAAAAAAGGUGGUCACGGCUCUGAGGCUUGUACUCAAAAGGGCCGAAGGGGCCGAUGGCUACAAUACAAUAGAAUUGAUGGCGACGCCUCAAGCAGUCGGAGGUGAGAAUCAAUAA
Molecule: messenger RNA, 1815 nt
Organism: Penicillium manginii
Lineage: Eukaryota; Fungi; Ascomycota; Eurotiomycetes; Eurotiales; Aspergillaceae
Product: fungal specific transcription factor domain-containing protein
Exons: 5
Coding region: 1-1815 (604 amino acids)
Biological process (GO): DNA-templated transcription
Cellular component (GO): nucleus
Molecular function (GO): DNA binding; zinc ion binding
Source: RefSeq, a predicted model, not a curated record